Molecule: messenger RNA, 2118 nt
Organism: Brenthis ino (lesser marbled fritillary)
Lineage: Eukaryota; Metazoa; Arthropoda; Insecta; Lepidoptera; Nymphalidae
Source: the annotation of a GenBank genome assembly
AUGGAAAUAGAAACAGGAACAGUAGGAAGUAUUACUAAAAAGCACUUCGCCAAACUUCAUGAAAGAAUUCAAAGCAAAUAUGAAGAAAUGCAAAAAAAGCUAGAAAAGUCAAAAUCCAUCGACAUGUUACUUGAUGCAGACGAAGACUUUUUGCUACAAGAUCGGAAAAAAUGUACUAGUGUCAGUGAUUUAAGAUCUAUUCAUGAACAAGAUAACAGUAUACAUAAAAAUCAAAAUGGUAACUUUAUGGAAACUAUUGUGUAUUUUGAUAAACAAAAAGAUGCAGUUUCGUCGGACAUUGUAUAUAACCAUAUAGAUAUUAUAGAUUCGGAAUGCGUUUCAUUAGCAAGUGAUAUAAAAUGUGAUGAAGAAAUAGACACUCUCGAAGAAAAUGUAUUUUUUAAAAAUAACUAUUUGAAUACAAGUCUUGAAUCGUUAAACGAUGUUACAAAAGAGAGUGAUGAAUUUUCUGAUCCAAUAACACCUCCUCCGAGAAGUAUUCGAGACAAAAUAAAUUCCAAACUAAAACAACGUAAGGAAUCUCGAAAAAGAUUUAAAGAAUACUUUUCAAUAAAUUCGAAUAGAUACCUCGCAAAGACACCAAAAAAGAAUAAAAUAGCUACAGUAACAGUUGUAUUGGUGGAAUUAAAAGGAUUAGAAGAUUCUGAUGAAGACAAACAACGUAUCUUAUCGUUCAGAUUUAAGUUAGGUUCUGAAAAACGUAAGUCCAAACUAAUCCGAAGUUCUCAAGCUCAUACUAAAUUUCAAGAAUUAUUUUCUUUUAAUCUAUAUGAUGAGGACUAUAUUUUAGAAGCUUCUUUAUGGGAUAGAGAUAUUUUUAUUGGAAGUUGCAGAUUAAAUUUAUUAGAUUUAAAAAAAGAAAAGACGUAUCAGAUUCGACAGAAACUAGAAGGCGAAUUUAAAAAUAUUGAAUGUUUUUUAUUGCUUACGAUAAGCGGAACUACUAUGAAUACAGUCUUCGAUAUUACCGAAUGUGAGGAAGAAGAAAGUCGACAUAUGAUGCAGAAGAAAUAUGCUUGGUUCCGCGUUACUGAUCAGUUUUCAAAUGUAGGAGUAUUAACAGUGACUGUUUACGGUGCGAAAGGCUUAUCUGGGCAAGAUUGUUACUGUGUUCUUAAUCUUAACAAUGAAAGAAUACAAACGCAGACAGACUGGAGAACAAAUGAACCAAAUUGGAUGAAAAUUAUCACACUCAAGGUUACAGAUAUAACUUCUAUUCUAGAAGUAGUAAUCUACGAUGAAAAAAAGUCUGAAGAAGUAGGCAGGAUUGCAAUACCAUUACUUAAAAUAAAACCAGGAAAGAAAUGGUUUGCACUUAAAGACAGCACACUUAAAGAGAAAGCUAAAGGCAAUAACGCAAGAAUUUUACUGGAAAUGUAUAUUACUUGGAACUUAAUAAAAGCUGCAGUAAGAGUUAUUAACCCGAAAGAAGUAAAUUAUCUUCAAACAGAAGAAAAGUUGACAAGACACGCUUUUGCGAAAAAUCUAUCGAGGGCAAAAGCUAUUACUAUGUGGAUCAUGGAUGCCUUUAAAAUUCUCAAAUCUUGUUUCGAAUGGGAAUCGAAGAAGUUAAACUUAUUAGCUCUAUUUAUAUGGAUAGUAUUCUGUCUUAUUGCCAAAUUGUGGAUGUUACCGCUUUUAUUAUUAAUACCAUUUUAUUGGUACAGACCAAAAAUAACAAUGGAAAUUGACUCUGCAGAUUCCAAAACUGAAAAGGAAGACAAAAAUGUUUCUUUGCGACAAAAAAUACAAAGCCUUCAGGAAAUGGUACAAUCAAUUCAAAAUGUGAUUGGAGCAUUAGCCAGUACCGGAGAAAGUGUUAAAAACUUAUUUAACUUUACAGUUCCUUUUGUGAGCUAUCUGGCAAUAUUCUUUAUUGUCACCAUAGCUUUUGUUAUGUAUUUAAUACCGUUCAACUACAUUUGUCUGAUAUGGGGGGUGCAUAAAUACAUGCGAAAAUUUAUACGUCCCAACCAUAUACCAAACAAUGAAAUAUUAGAUUUACUCUCUAGGAUUCCUGACGAUGAAACUGUGAUGGAGUGUGAAGAGCUACCAUUAGGAGAUAUAUCAGAAGAUGACGAAUUGACAUUGGCAAAU